UCUUUUAAGCGACUAUGACAGCUAGAAAUCCAUUGUCAAUACAUGUUAAAUAUUCUUUUUCUUUUCUUCGUAAUUAAAGGAAUUUUUCACAUUGAUAUUUGUAUCUGUAUAUCCGAUAUAGUAAUUUUUCUAUUAAAUCAAGAAUGGACCAAAAUAUUAAUGAAAUAUUAAAAACUAUUGACUUCUACUAUGAAAUAUUAGAAAAUCCUGAAGUUUGUACAAACAUAAGCAGCGAAUACAUGAAAAAAAUCUUUCAAGCCUGUAUAUACAUUGAAAAUACAAUUAGAAAGAUUGAAGAAGAGGAAAAAGAAGCUUGUUUUGAAAGUCAUUUAAGCGCAUGGAUGUUAAAAAAGAAUAAAAAUAUUAAUUAUAGAUGUUCUGAUCUAAAAAAUGCGUGCGAUAAAAUGUUAGAGUUUUGCUUAAAAGAAAAGAAAAUUUCCACUAUAAUCAUUGAUGAACUUUUACAAAUGUAUAUUCAGCAGUGUGGAAGUGUUAGGCUAGAAUCAAGCAUCAAUUAUACAUUAACUAAAUCAAUGCAAGCAAAUGCUAUAUUACAAGCCCUUAAGAAUUUAGAAUUUUCCAAAACUGAUAUCGAGGAUGAAAUACUUAUAGCUUCAUGGGAUUUUGAAAUUAAACUUGGUAAUAAAAUUAAAGUAAUAGAAUAUAUAGCGGACAUGUUUAACAAAGAAUGUUUUUCAAAACUCAUUGAAUUAGCUUAUAAAUCUGAAACAGGAAGUUCAAUAAAUAUUUUAAUUUUAAAUUUAUUCUCAAAAAAGCUAUUAAAGAAUCAUCUUCGAUUAUACUUGGAGUUGAAAAAUACCAAAAGAAAAGUUCUGUUAAAAUUAUUAGCAGAUAAUUCUCAAUUUCAAGUUACUUUUGUAGACUCGACUUUCUAUUUUGGACGAAGUAUGGAAUAUGAUCACGAGUGUGGAUGGAUUACAAAUACAGGAUUUUCUUAUAGUGACUUAGAAAAUAUGAUAAAAGUUUUUUUAGAUGGUCCCAGUGAAUUGCAUAUAUUAAUAAUUAAUAGAAUUAAAAUAGCAAAAGAAUUGGAUGAAAUUUGGAAAGAUAUAGAAAGAGAUUGUGUUUUAUAAGAUCAGAAUUAAUUAAAAACAAUAUU
Ceratosolen solmsi marchali is the source of this 1120-nucleotide messenger RNA. RefSeq lists its product as uncharacterized. The transcript has a single exon. Lineage: Eukaryota; Metazoa; Arthropoda; Insecta; Hymenoptera; Agaonidae. The record is from RefSeq and is a predicted model, not a curated record. Bases 144 to 1094 code for a protein of 316 amino acids.